UAAUCGUGUAAUAUCUUGGUAUAAUCACUCAAUGGGAAUGAAUGGCCAUGUAUUCGCAGUUGUACGGCAGAAUGGAUGCUCAGAAUCUGGAAAAGGGGGAAACGAGUAGCACCGGGAGUACUUUCUCAGAGGAUGACGACGAACGACUGGUACAUACUGUGCUGAUACCGGCAACAGAGAAGAAGACACGACCCAGGAAGUAUCUCACAAAACACAUGAAAUGUUAUCCAGAAUUGUACAGAAGCGACGUGUCGAUUCAUCCUAGCUACACCGGUCUUAAGAAUUUUCCUUAUUACGUCGUCUGCCGGCGUCGCGUGCAAACUAUCAAGAAACAAAUCAGACGUCAGCUGAACCGCGAAGUUAUGCAUUUCGCGAUGAUGCAGGUGUUCGCCAUCGAUAGCGUCAGAAUCGACCGUGUCUUCAGUGUCGGGAUGCCACCGAAGACAUUGAUUGUCCCCGAUUUGCUAAACAAGAACGAGAGGCGCCGUCUGAACAAGGUACUCGAGGCAUGAUGGCCAAAUUCUGUCCUACUCACGCACGAUUGUAUACGCGAGUGAAUAAAGGUGUUUUUGUACGUUGAAUAAA
This is a messenger RNA of Megalopta genalis, 585 nucleotides long. NCBI's taxonomy places the organism in Eukaryota, Metazoa, Arthropoda, Insecta, Hymenoptera, Halictidae. The record is from RefSeq and is a predicted model, not a curated record.